Paraglomus brasilianum is the source of this 306-nucleotide messenger RNA. Lineage: Eukaryota; Fungi; Glomeromycota; Glomeromycetes; Paraglomerales; Paraglomeraceae. The record is from the annotation of a GenBank genome assembly.
AUGGACGACGGACGUUCUGGAAGUGCGAAGGGGAGACCAUCACUUAGUCACAUGGACGGUGACCUCUUCUUCGUAGUCGCCUGCCGGCUUGGUUUAACACAUGGUGAUCAUACCGGCAGAGGUGUGCGUGAAAUGACCUUGCUUAGCCACAUGGGCGGUAAACCUUUCACGCACAAAGGGAUAACUCUCCAAGUCACAAUAACGAAAUAUCUUAAAUUUCUUAAACUGCUCGAUAGGGAGAUAAUCAAGAUAGAUCGCGACGACGAAGAAGAACCUCAAGUCAAUGCUUUGAAUAACGGAUUGUAG